AUGUCGUAUACAAAACAAAUCAUAGGCUUCACAAGCGACGCCGGAGCCCUGGAAAAACUCCUCCGCUUCAUCCAAUUCUCCGCCCAAAUUCUCGCCUCGUACACCUCAGAGCGAGCAGCAUGGUUACUCCUCCGAAGCCAAUUGGCACUCGGUCGGCGCUACUUCCGCUGGUUCCGCUUCCUGGACUGCUUUUCCAAAGCAUAUGAAUCGUUCAAUAGCACGGAAGCUAGGGGGACGGGGUUUAUGGGCGCUUUGCUAGUUGGGAAGUGGGGGUUUAUGGGAGCUUAUUUAGGGCUGGAGAGUCUGGCUAUUUUGGAUGUGAUGGGUGUGUGGCCGGCCCACGAAUGGGGCCAAUUUUGUUUGUUGGAAGGGAGCCGCUUGUGGUUCUAUGCUCUGGUGUGUUCCAUUAUUUGGCAGCUUUGCGUGUUGUAUUUGCCCUCGAAGGCAGGGAACGCAUCUUCCACCGGUACGGAAGCAAAGUCUAAGGGUAGUCAUGGAAAGGCGAAUAGCAAGGAAAAGGAUUCAACUGCAAAGUUAAGAGCUGCAGAAUCCAGAAUGCGGACGCUCACCAAGAGGAGAUUGGCAGCAGAUGCUUUCGAUCUUUUUCUUCCAGGAGCAGUCACGGGGUGGAUUCCUGCCGCUCCUGAAACCGUUGGGUUUGCAGGGGUUGCGAGCACUACUUUGGGAUUGAUGGAGAUGUGGGAUAAAUUUUGA
Molecule: messenger RNA, 714 nt
Organism: Venustampulla echinocandica
Lineage: Eukaryota; Fungi; Ascomycota; Leotiomycetes; Helotiales; Pleuroascaceae
Exons: 3
Coding region: 1-714 (237 amino acids)
Biological process (GO): regulation of peroxisome size; peroxisome fission
Cellular component (GO): peroxisomal membrane
Source: RefSeq, a predicted model, not a curated record